UACGCAUUUCCGCACUUCCGUAUCCGCCGUUUCGCACGCCAACUGUUAUGGCUGCUUUCGCUGCAUCGCACGUGUUGUAGUAAACUUUUCGUAUUGUUUUGUCGUGAUUUCGUUGUUCGCGUCAAGAUGUUGGUAUUGUUUGAAUCGCCUGCGGGCUAUGCUAUCUUCAAAGUUCUGGACGAGAAGAAACUUCAGGCAACAGACAACCUAUACAAAGACUUCGAGACACCGGACAAGGCUUCCCGCGUCGUGAAACUGAAGCAUUUUCAUAAAUUUGAAGACAUGACCCAAGCCCUCGCAGCCGCCACGUCCGCUAUCGAAGGCAAGAUGAGUAAAAGCUUGAAGAAAGUCUUAAAGAAGGUAGUUGCAACCGAAGCACACGAAAGUCUCGCCGUUGCAGACGCCAAGUUGGGGUCCGUUAUCAGAGAAAAGUUCGAAAUCAGUUGCGUUGCCAACUCGUCUAUUCAAGAACUUAUGCGGUGUAUUAGGUCACAAGCCGAAAGCCUUAUUACAGGUCUGCCUAAGAAGGAGAUGACAGCCAUGGCACUCGGCCUUGCUCAUAGCCUCUCUCGUUACAAGCUGAAGUUCAGCCCCGACAAGGUAGACACCAUGAUCAUUCAAGCUGUGUCUUUGCUAGAUGAUCUUGACAAAGAACUUAACAACUACAUCAUGCGAUGUAAAGAAUGGUACGGCUGGCACUUCCCUGAACUUUCCAAGGUAGUCACGGACAAUAUGCAGUAUGUCAACACAGUCAAAGCCGUGGGAAUCCGUACAAAUGCUAUCACGACAGACCUCUCCGAAAUCCUGCCCGAAGACCAAGAAGCCAAAGUCAAGGAGCUCGCUGAAGUAUCAAUGGGAACCGAGAUUUCCGAAGAAGACAUUCGAAACAUUCUCCAUCUGUGCGAAGAAGUGUUGCAGAUGAGCACCUACAGAGCGCAGUUGUAUGAGUAUCUCAAAAACAGAAUGAUGGCUAUCGCUCCCAACCUAACAAUAUUAGUGGGAGACCUCGUUGGGGCUCGGCUGAUUUCACACGCCGGCUCGCUACUAAGUCUCGCAAAGCACCCGGCAUCCACGGUGCAGAUCCUCGGUGCGGAGAAGGCACUGUUCCGUGCACUGAAGACUAAACACGACACUCCAAAAUAUGGACUCAUCUACCAUGCACAGCUGAUUGGACAGAGUACACAACGCCUCAAAGGAAAGAUGUCUCGAAUGUUGGCUGCCAAAGCCGCCCUGGCAACAAGAGUGGAUGCUCUCGGCGACGAGGGUACCAGUACGGAACUCGGUCUCGAGCACAGAGCCAAGUUGGAGUGUCGGCUAAAGGUACUCGAAGAGGGCGGAACCCGUAGGAUAAGCGGUACCGGGAAAGCGAAAGCGAAGUGGGAGCGGUAUGAGAACAAGAGUACCUUCCAGGAGUACCACAGCGGGGCUGACUCCACGUUGCCUACGUCGGCGCAGAAGCGGAAAUUCGAGGAUGAAGCCGCGGACGAAAAGCCUACGAAGAAGGUGAAGGUUGAAGAUGGAGAAGAACAAAAGCCAAAAAAGAAGAAAAAGGUCUCCACAGAAGAGGAAGAAGAACCACCUACCUCUGGGAAGAAAAAGAAGAAGAAGCUUUCUGAAAGUGUGGAUGAAGAGGUAGCUAGUGAAACGCCAGGAAAAAAGAAAAAGAAGAAGAAAAGUGAAGCCAGCAAUGGUGAAGAAGCAGAGGAGGAGCAUGUUGAGGUGAAGGUAGAGACAUCGGGGAAGAAAAAGAAAAAGGUGUCAGAAAGUGCUGCAGUAGAGCAAGACACAGAAACACCUGGGAAGAAGAAAAAGAAGAAGAAAGCUGCAAGUACAGGUGAAGAGGAAGCCCAAGAGGAUGAAGUGGUGGUCAAGGCAGAGCCUGUCACCCCAAAGAAGAAGAAAAAGAAAAAGUCGAAGCAGACAGAGGAGGAUGAAUGAAGCAGAAGCUUGGUUUAAGAAAAUCGUCUCGAAGCGAGAUGUUAUGCCAAUAAAAGUCACGUUAUCAUUUUUA
Molecule: messenger RNA, 2011 nt
Organism: Ornithodoros turicata
Lineage: Eukaryota; Metazoa; Arthropoda; Arachnida; Ixodida; Argasidae
Gene: nop5
Product: nucleolar protein 58-like
Exons: 1
Coding region: 127-1938 (603 amino acids)
Cellular component (GO): small-subunit processome; box C/D methylation guide snoRNP complex
Molecular function (GO): snoRNA binding
Source: RefSeq, a predicted model, not a curated record